Saccostrea cuccullata (small rock oyster) is the source of this 547-nucleotide messenger RNA. Its product is annotated as C-signal-like. Gene Ontology annotation, cellular component: cytoplasm. The record is from RefSeq and is a predicted model, not a curated record. Gene Ontology annotation, molecular function: oxidoreductase activity. The transcript has 2 exons. The annotation marks the transcript as partial. NCBI's taxonomy places the organism in Eukaryota, Metazoa, Mollusca, Bivalvia, Ostreida, Ostreidae.
GAUUUGCUUCGCACGCUGCACACGAAUGCAGUUGGUCCUUUGAUGAUGGCUAAGAUGUUCAGUCCACUGCUGCUGAAUGGCAGUGGUCAGUUUGGUACCUUGUCCUCUGACCCCAAGGCUGCCCACUGUGGCGUCAUCGCCAAUAUGUCUGCCAAAGUCGGCUCCAUCACAGAUAAUGGUCUUGGAGGUUGGUACAGCUACAGAAUGUCCAAGGCAGCCCUCAAUAUGGCCACCAAAAACCUCGGUAUAGAAUUUGGACGAGGCCGGAAGAGAAUCAUCUGUGUGUCACUUCAUCCCGGCACAGUAGAUACGGACUUAUCUAGACCUUAUCAUAAAAACGUGCCCAAUUUAUUCACCACUGAAUACUCUGUUAACUGUUUGUUAAAAGUCGUAGAUUCAUUAACUGUAGAGGACUCCGGAAAAUUCUUCACUUAUGACAGGACUGUGUUGCCAUGUUAAAUUUAGUAGUAAAAAGGCCUUACUAUCCUCACAUAUUUUCAUUUGUCAUAUACCAGGUACUUCAUAUUAAAAUGUAUUACUGAUCUAG